AUGGCUGGCACCACGCUAGCAAUGCGCUCCAUGGUCUCGCCGUCCAUCAUGCAGCUGUCGUCGGUGUCGCGCCGCACCCUCUCGACCACCUCUCAGGCCCUCCGCGCGAAGUCACUUCGCCCCAGCGUCCAGGUCAUUUCGCGCGCCGCGCGCCGCGGCUACGCUGAUGCUGCUCCCUCGCCGGCUCCCAAGCCCAAGAAGCGUUUCCGCGCCCUGCGCUGGGCCUGGCGCCUGACCUGGCUGAGCGCUCUUGGUCUGACCGGCGCUCUGGCCUACAGCAUCUACGAGCUGCGUCACCCUGAGGAGCAGUAUGAGCCCGACCCGACGAAGAAGACUCUGGUCAUCCUUGGUACUGGCUGGGGUUCCGUCUCCCUGCUGAAGAAGCUCGACACCGAGAACUACAACGUGGUUGUCAUCUCUCCUCGCAACUACUUCCUGUUCACCCCCCUGCUGCCCUCGUGUACUACCGGUCUUAUCGAGCACCGCUCGAUCAUGGAGCCCAUUCGUAACGUUCUGCGCCAGAAGAAGGCAACCGUCAAGUUCUUCGAAGCCGAAGCCACCAAGAUCGACCACGAGAAGCGCGUGGUCUACAUUAGCGAUGAUUCUGAAAUUAAGGGUGACAUCUCUCACACCCAGGUUCCUUUCGACAUGCUCGUGAUCGGUGUUGGUGCCGAAAACGCGACUUUUGGUAUUGAGGGUGUCCGCCAGCACUCGUGCUUCCUGAAGGAGGUCACCGAUGCUCAGAACAUUCGUAAGCGUAUUAUGGACUGUGUCGAGACUGCCAUGUUCAAGGAUCAGACCCCCGACGAGGUUAAGCGCCUGCUGCACAUGGUGGUGGUCGGCGGAGGCCCGACUGGUGUUGAAUUCGCGGGUGAACUGCAGGACUUCUUCAACGAUGACCUGAAGAAGUGGAUUCCCGAGAUCCAGGACAACUUCCACGUUACUCUCGUUGAAGCCCUGCCCAACGUUCUUCCCAUGUUCUCGAAGCAACUGAUUGACUACACCGAAUCAACCUUCAAGGAGGAGGAGAUUACCAUCCGCACCAAGACUAUGGUCAAGAAGGUCACCGACAAGUACAUUGAGGCCGAAGUCACCAACCCGGAUGGCAGCAAGUCUCUGGAGACCAUCCCCUACGGUCUUUUGGUUUGGGCCACGGGUAACGCCGUGCGCCCUGUUGUCCGCGACCUGAUGAGCCAGCUCCCCGCCCAGAAGGACUCCCGCCGUGGUCUUGCUGUGAACGAGUACCUUGUGGUCAACGGUACGGAGAACAUCUGGGCCGUCGGUGACUGUGCCAUUACCAACUAUGCCCCCACCGCCCAGGUUGCCGGUCAGGAGGGUGCUUUCCUGGCCCGCCUCCUCAACACCAUGGCCAAGACCGAUGCCAUUGAGAAGGAGCUGCAGACAUUGUCCAGCGAGCAGUCCAAGGCCAAGACUGACGAGGAGCGCAACCGGGUCUUCGAUGAGAUCCGUGAGCGCCAGAGGCAGCUUCGGAGGACCAAGCAGAUUGGUCCCUUCCAGUACUCCCACCAGGGUAGUCUGGCCUACAUUGGCAAGGAGCGUGCCGUCGCCGAUAUCAGCUGGCUGAGCGGCAACAUUGCCAGCGGUGGUACCCUGACCUACCUCUUCUGGCGCAGCGCCUACCUGAGCAUGUGCUUCAGCAGUCGUAACCGCGUCUUGGUCGCCAUGGACUGGAUCAAGGCCCGCCUGUUCGGCCGUGACGUCUCUCGGGAGUAA
Messenger RNA from Penicillium canariense, 1734 nucleotides. RefSeq lists its product as uncharacterized. The record is from RefSeq and is a predicted model, not a curated record. NCBI's taxonomy places the organism in Eukaryota, Fungi, Ascomycota, Eurotiomycetes, Eurotiales, Aspergillaceae. The transcript is spliced from 4 exons. Gene Ontology annotation, molecular function: NADH dehydrogenase activity. The coding region runs from base 1 to 1734 and encodes 577 amino acids.